Messenger RNA from Staurois parvus, 339 nucleotides. Lineage: Eukaryota; Metazoa; Chordata; Amphibia; Anura; Ranidae. The record is from the annotation of a GenBank genome assembly.
CAGCAGCAUGAGGAGGCGGUAUAUAGGGGCCUAUGGCAGAUUAGGGGCCUGGCAGCAGCUAUGGGAGGCCCGUAAUCUGCCAGCACCCUAUGUCAAAAAAUUCUACACACCAGCAGUGUGUGAGGAGACCUGAAAGUGGCACAUGGCAGAGUGUGGCGAUGGAGACAGCAGCAAUGGGAGGCCGCCAUAAUCUGCCAGCACCCUAUGUCAAAAAAUUCAACACACCAGCAGUGUGAGGAGACCUGAAAGUGGCACAUGGCAGAGUGUGGCGAUGGAGACAGCAGCAAUGGGAGGCCGUACAGGGACCCAUGACAGACUCUGGACCUGGCAGCAGCAUGA